CUUUGAAUGGCUCCAAUUAAUUAUGGGCAAAGGUGGGAUUUAUAUCAGUGCAAGAUGAGGCUGGUGUUGAUACUCCACACAUAUCCCAUUCCGAGCUUCACCGACACCCUCAUAAGUCUGCUCGUAUUAUUCCAAAGACCAACUUCGAUACAGAGUCACACUACAAACCUGUCAAUGUAACGUCGUUAUCUUGAUGAUUGGUCGAGAUAAUCUGAUAUCGCAUUCGCCCGUCCACUGUACGACCGUUUGUGGAUCUUCCUCCGCUUCAAGCUCCAGGAUGUUGCUUUCGGGUUGCUCAUGAAUCCACUGGAGUGCAUCCGUAGAUAAGACCCUCACAAUUCCUUGUCCUAACCGACACGGCUCGAUGUUGAUAUUGAGAUAAGAUUUUCUCUGGAUUUUCCCCGUAAGUAAGGUUGGACGUGCUCCAUUUCAGCCUACGGACAUUUUGUGACGUCGACGACUUGAACCCAAGAUGGACGCUCAACCAGCUACAACGAUGGAUUCUAUAGCUGGCAACAAACAAAACAUUGAAAUCAGAGCCGAUAUGGCGAAGGAUAUCUCGCAUGAUGGCCCGGCAGAUAUCAAGAAAGGAACAUUCCUCGAAAUUGAUGCGACGCGCGAUAUCACCAAUGCCGAGCAUGAGUUGAAAUUCUGGGAUGCUGUGAGGCAAUAUCCCAUGGCUGUCUUUUGGGCUCUGUUCUUCUGUAUUGCAGUUAUUAUGGCUGGGUUUGAUGCGCAGAUUGUCACUUCUUUUUAUGCACUGCCUUCGUUUCAGACUCAUUAUGGGAGUUUGUUUGAGGGGGAAUAUAUUAUUACUGCUCCGUGGCAAACUGGUGAGAGUCUUUUCUGCGAUUUGUCUAUUGAUUUUUGAGAACCUUUCAGACUCCGAAUGGCUGUUUUUGCUUAUAGCCGGCUUGAAUGUUGGGCCAAAAAGCUAAAUGUUGGAUAUACUAAUACUUCUCGCAGCUCUGGGAAUGGGCAAUCCAAUCGGUCAGAUCGUCGGUGCGCUUGCAGCAGGUUGGCCAUUGGAAAAAUGGGGAAGAAGAUGGACACUAGCAGUCUGCUGUUGCUGGUCUAUUGUCUUCGUCUUCGUGCAAUUCUUUUCAACAUCUCUUGGAAUGCUCUGCGCCGGGGAAAUCUUGGGUGGACUUGCGUAUGGUUUCUACGUGGUUAUUGGCCCUGUUUAUGCUUCAGAAGUCUGCCCUCUUGCUCUUCGUGGUGUUCUCACUGCCUCUACAAACUUGGCCUUUGUUAUUGGUCAAUUUAUUGCUCAGGGAGUCGCUGCUGGGAUGGCUAAUAGAACUGAUGUCUGGGCUUAUAGUAAGUAGAUCUCCACUGGUAUUUGAAAUGGCUUUUUAUAAGGAAGUGCAUAGCUGACAGCUCUACAGAAAUUCCAUUUUUGUUACAGGUACUACUCAAAUCUAACCACGAACAGAUGAAAUAUCUAUACGCAUUAUUCAGGAUACUGACACCUAUUUCUAGUGGGUGUGGCCCGUUAUCCUCCUCGCUGGUCUACCGUUUGCCCCAGAAAGUCCUUAUUGGCUUGUCAGACAAAACCGGAAAGAAGAAGCAAAAGCUUCCUUGAUGAAGCUUUCCUCCUCGAAACAUCGGCCCGAUCUUGAUGCCGUCCUCGUGAUGAUUGAACAAACCGACCUUUUGGAACAAGAACUCGAAGCUACAACCACGUACAUGGAUUGCUUCAAGGGGGCUAAUCUUAAAAGGACUGAAAUUUCGGUCAUGGUUUACUUAAUUCAAGUUAUCAGUGGAAAUCCUAUGAUUGGAUAUGCCAAUCUCUUCUUCAUUCAGGCUGGUCUCAACUCCUCCGACGCUUUUAAUAGUUAGUUGUCAAGUUUGAAGUACCAAGGGGUUCAAUAGCUAACAAUGUAUAGUGGGAGUUGGGAACACUGCUCUUGGUUUUGUCGGAACUAUUCUCUCAUGGCCACUUAUGUCAUAUGUGAGUACCGCGCUAUUUCCAAGAGACUGCUUAGCUAACAAUUCCAGAUUGGAAGACGCUCCAUCUAUCUCACCGGAAUGGUAUUCAUGACCACAUUCCUCUUCGUAAUUGCCUUCCUCGACUUUGGCCGUAGCCACUCAGGCAUAGUAUGGGCUCAAGCUUCACUCAUGGACAUCUGGACCUUUACAUACCAAACCACCGUCGGGCCAAUAUGCUUCGUGAUCAUCUCGGAAGUCUCAGCAACUCGUCUUCGUGGGAAAACAAUCGCCAUCGCUACAGCUGCUCAAGCAUUCGCUUCCAUCGUCUUCACGAUUGUCAUGCCGUAUAUGCUUGGUAGCGAUCAGGCGAACUGGCGUGGGAAAGCGGGGUAUCUGUUUGGGGCAAUUAGUUUUGUGUGCGCGAUUUGGUGUUGGUUUAGGAUUCCUGAGACGAAGGGUAGAACUUUUGAGGAGUUGGAUAUUCUGUUUGAGAGGAAGAUUAAGUCGAGGGAUUUUAGGAAGUAUGAUUUGAUUGAAAGGGAGGGAUUGGCAUAGACUUAUAUAUAAGUGUGGAGAGAGGAUGAAAUAACGUGGAUUGUUUGUUAAGAAGAACGGUUCAGUCGGUUGAUUUAUGGUACAACAAAACGUUACCUAGUAAACUCAAUAACCAAUGAAGAAAAU
Messenger RNA from Hymenoscyphus albidus, 2613 nucleotides. NCBI's taxonomy places the organism in Eukaryota, Fungi, Ascomycota, Leotiomycetes, Helotiales, Helotiaceae. The record is from the annotation of a GenBank genome assembly.